AUGGGUCAAGCAUCAUAUGGUCCCGAUAGACAAGAAGAGAAAAGGAAGAAAGGGAAGGAAGGGGCUGACAAGAAGGGGAAAGAGAAGACUGCAUCGCGGCUUGCAGAGGAGCGGGUGCCGGUGUCGGAACAGGGGCUGCCCGUGGAGGUGGGGCUGGCGGCAUCCCCCGCCCCGGUGGCUGCAGCUGAGAUCGCGGCGGUUGUGACUGCUGCGGCUCGGGGACGGGAGGGUGAAACGGACGAAGUGGAUGCGACGACGGCCGUUGCGUCCGCCGGAACGGCUGCUGCUGACGAGGGCGCAGGCACGCGGGGGCGCGGCCAGGCGGCGGAUGAAAGACAGCGCCGCGGGAAGAGCGUCGCUUCUCCCGCCGCUGCUCCCCCCGCCCGCGGGAAGAAGGGGAAGUGGCCUCGUGCCCAGCCAGCAGCGAGGCGGCCCGGAGCAGGGCUGGGACCUGGUUCCCCGGGACCCCUCCUGGGCUGGCUGCUGCCAGGGCGGUCGCCACAAGAGCUAACGCGUCCGUCGUCAUCGCAGGGCGGGCCGUCCCAGCAGAUCGCCUCCGACGAAGUCCUUCCCGCCGGCGAACAAAUACCCGCCGACCGAGGGGCCGUGCAGGAACCAGGGAUGACGCCACCCAUGGAGCCGGGCUCCGGCAACCGCGCCCCGCCAGCAGCGACAGAGGUGGCGGCGGCAGCUGGUGAGAUCGUGCCCCCGCAGAUGGGAACCAGGCGCUCGGCGAGGCUAGGAGCGAUCACCUGGGGCCCGCCACGUGGCGGACGAACGCCGUGGAUGCCGGCAGGACGGGGGGGACUCAACGGCGCAGCAACAGGAACGGCAGGCGGAGCGGGGAGGGGAGCUCGCGGGGGUUUCCGCGGAGGCCUGAGAGGGGGACGGGGGGGGCGCAACCGGAUCCCCAGAUCUGAUAUUCCUGUUAGAACAGGCCCUUGGCGGGAACGCCACGACAGGCCGGAGAUGCAGGAAGCGGGAGCGAAUGAGGAGCGCGAAGGUUCUGACAACUCCAGGAAUGACCCAGAGUUUAUGGGUGGUGAGGAGGAGGAGUCUGAAGAAAUCUCCUUAGACGAUGAGGAGGAACCGGCAAGGAGAGCCACACAACGCCAGGAGAGGGCGGCGGGUGGAGAUGCCCCACAAAGUCUGGGGGGGGAAGGAGAACCAGCCACGGAGGACACCGAUGUGCCAUCGCCUGCCGACCUGGCAGGCAAGGAGGACAUCUGGCGGGCUGCGGGGGCCUGGAACGUGGAUAUCCUGUCUCGGGGGGACCAGCCGUUUCUCGUCCGCCGCCUGCCCCCACAGAUCCUGGACAGAUACUUUUGGAGUAGCGGUGCCAGGAGGAGCGGAGUGUAUUAUCCACACCGUCCGUUCCCUACUUCGAGAGGAUGA
Molecule: messenger RNA, 1395 nt
Organism: Closterium sp. Naga37s-1
Lineage: Eukaryota; Viridiplantae; Streptophyta; Zygnematophyceae; Desmidiales; Closteriaceae
Source: the annotation of a GenBank genome assembly